CUGGAGAGUGGUGGAGUCCGGAUUUGAAUCCAGGUUUAAAUAAUUCCAGUGCCGGCACUCUGCACCUAUUUCGCUCUAGACACUCAUUUACCCUAAGGACCAGAGAAACUCAAUAUUUUGAGUUUCCGUAAGUCCGCAAGGUCCUGCCAGUUCACAGUGAGCAGGGCACCGGCAAAUACAGUCUGCGACCGUGAGACGUAAAGGGAGGAAUGCUCCUCGGCGCCCCUCCCCAGUCUAUCCUAAAGUCAAGAACGGCCGAGGCUGCCUUUCUCCGGGGGCGGGCUGCACUAAAACAGUAAAAUCCCCCAUUCCCCAUCAGCAGUCGAUUGGGGGCUCUCCCGAAGCGGCAGCUCUAUAGGACCACUCUUCUACCCCAAGAUCCCUGGGCUUCGGCCCCCUCGGUGCCAGGGUUUGCGGGACCCCACGCUCAAAGCCUCAGGCUGGGGUCGAUAACUGCAGAGAGGGUCGGGAUAGGAAAUUGCGGGUAGCGGCAGAUGCGGGUCCCCAGGCAUCCCGGAGGUUCCCACAGGUCUGCAGCGGACCUACUUUGCGAAAAGGGCCCGGCUGCGGCGAGCCUCGUUCAAAUCAGAUGCCAGACAGUGUUUCUUCGGAUCCAUCCAAAUAGGUCCCUAAUUUCUCCUUGUGGGAGCCCUGGGCCUCCUUCCAGGCCGGAACCCAAGUGUUUAGGCAGCUGGGAAAGACCGGCCCCCUUUUUCAGUUCUCUCGCGACCUCUAGCCACUUCCGGUUGCUAACGGUUCCCAAGCAGCCCACGAAAACGCUACGUGAGCGGGGCCCUGGGCCAGAGGCAGAAAAUGGACGGAAGAAAAGUUCUGGCCGGACCAUUAAAGAAAAUCCUUUCUUUGACUGUUUCAAAUACUUUGAAAUAUUGCUCAGAGUUCAUACUUCACCUCCAAAUACAAAAAGUAAUAGAUAAAAAUUAAAAAUCUGUAAACACAUCUGUGCUAAAAAAAAAAAAAAAAAAGGAAAAGGAAAAAAACCCAACAAGAUAAACAUUUCUGUGUACCAGAAAGGAAGCAAAAACACAGAAUGGUGGCUAUAGCUGAAGCUCUGGGCCUGCUGGGCUCCUGGUCUUACAAAAUGACUGAAGUCUUGUCACCAGGGGAACCUGGAGAACUACAAGUGCUCCAUGAGAGGAAGGACUGGCACCAUCACACUGCAUGGUGCCAAAGGCUAGGUGGAACAGACAGGCACCCACAUACACAAGUACCUUAACAUGCACAGAGCAAGACAGUACCCUGUGACCAAGAACCUCAUGUGAAGCCAUCUGGAAGCCUGUGACUACGUUGAUGAUAUUUGUGAUAUCACAUGGAACAGGAGUCCUAAAAUAUCACUGUAUAAAACUCGUUCUGGGGGAGGAGGUGCAGGUAAAGGUACAACAGAAUUGGUAAACAAAGAAGAAGAGAAAGUAAAUAGACCAGAACUCCAAAUGAGCCUAGAAAUAGAAAUUUCAAAACGAAUGAAUUGAAUGCUAAGAAAGAUGGUGACAAAAUCACCAACUGGAAGAUGAAUUCAAUCUAGAUGAAAUUGCUUUCAUCAAACAGCCUGAUGAAAUUAAUAGAUUAAAGAUAUGGGGAAAAAAGAUAAAUAACAUACCAUCCAUGGCAAAUAAACAUAAAUUUAUGAAACGAAAUAAGCAGAACAAGGAUAAUUGCUAUGAAAACCGAAUAGAAAUUUUAGAAGUAAUAGUUUUUGAAAUAAAAUCUUCAGUGGAAUGGAUAAGCUGAAGACAGUCAAAGGGAGAAUAAACUGGAAGAUAGUAGAAGAGGAAUCCACUAGAAUGUACCACAGAGAGACAAAGACAUAAAACAUGAAAAAGCAGUUAAGUGGAAUCGAUGAUUGGUAAGUGGUUUUAAUGAGUACAUGUUGGAAGCUCCAGCAGAUGAUAAUAUAAGGAAUAAAAAAGAUGCUUAUUUAAGGAACUCAUAGCUGAGAAUUCCCCAGAUUGAAGAAAAACAUGGGUAUUAGAGCAAAAGUGCAUUUAUAGGCCAAGUGAGCUGAAUAAAGAUAAAACCGUAUUGGACAUACUUAGUGAAACUCAGAGCAUAAAAGUUAAGAGUAAAUUUAAAAAGCUACUAAAGAGAAAAAAUGGAAUCUUUUUUUUUUUUUUUAAAAAAGGCAGACUACUAGUAGCUUUUUGCUAGCAAACAAUAGAAGCUAGAAGAGAGUAAAGUAUUAAUAGUAUCUUCAAAAUGCUAAAGGAAAAAAAAUGUCAGUUUAGAAUUUUAUCCCAGCUACAUGAUUUCAAAGGAAAGGCAAAAUAAGAGAACUUUCAAACAUGCAAAAGCUCAGUCUACCACCCAAAGAACCUCACUAAAAUAAUUUUUAAAGGAUAGACUUCAACAAGAGUGAACCCAGAGGAAAGGUGUUAGUAUACAAGAAUGGUGACCUCAGAAAUUGAUAAAAAUUAUCAAAAAAUUUAAUUUACUAUUAAAGAACUCAUCUGUUGAGCGUACAAGCCCUUCAUGAUCCUAGAACUGGGAUUCUCGACGCUAGCUACACCUGGAGAGUUAAGAAGAAAAAGUAAGCCCAUGCCUGGGCCCCACUGUAGUCCAAAGAAAAUCAGUUUCUGAGGGUGAGGCCCAGCCACUGAUAAAUUUUUAAAGUCAUCCAGAUGCACAAUCACAUCACUCUGAUGUGAGACUGCCCUGCCUACCUUUCCAAUUUCAUUUUCCUAACUCUUCACCUCUCUCACAUUUUUACAUUCCAUCUCUACUAUAGAGUUAAGAACAUGGGCUCUGGAGACAGGCUAUUUAAAUUCUACAUCUGCUAUCUAUUAAUAUGGCAGUCUAAUACCAUUUUAGGAUAAAUCUGAUAGACCUACCUACCUAGAGCCUCUAAGGGCAGCAGUGAUUUGCAGGCCAGAGUGAGCACUCAUGUCCAUAAUUUAUAAAAAUUUCUAAAUUAUGAACAAUAGUUUUAUUAAUUAAUUAUAAUUAAUUUAAAUCUUCAUGAAAAGGAUCAUUUGUGUUCACCCUACUCCAAGAAUAUGUUAUACAUCUCAGUAAGAUGACCAUUAAAUAAUAAAGUUUGACCAACAAAUGGCAAGCUUCAGUUAUUUAGGGAAACCCUAGCCUGUAGA
Piliocolobus tephrosceles (Ugandan red Colobus) is the source of this 3101-nucleotide messenger RNA. RefSeq lists its product as uncharacterized. The coding region runs from base 495 to 935 and encodes 146 amino acids. NCBI's taxonomy places the organism in Eukaryota, Metazoa, Chordata, Mammalia, Primates, Cercopithecidae. The record is from RefSeq and is a predicted model, not a curated record. The transcript is spliced from 3 exons.